Rotaria socialis is the source of this 1317-nucleotide messenger RNA. The record is from the annotation of a GenBank genome assembly. NCBI's taxonomy places the organism in Eukaryota, Metazoa, Rotifera, Eurotatoria, Philodinida, Philodinidae.
AUGUCUGUAUCUGCCAAUGCGUUUCGGUGGCUUGACAUUCUCGAAAAAGAAUUUGAUAAAGCAUUUGUCGAUCUUGAUUUAUUAUUGGGAGACAUCGAUGAGGAUCAAUCGGAAAUUACCGAUGAUGGACGAGCCAGAAUGACAAUACUUAGUUCAUGUUUUGCACAACUUUCUCAUAAAGUUCAAACGAUUUCAGAAAUCAAUGCUAAACUAGAAGCACAAUUGCUCGAUGUACGAACCGAAUUUUUCAAUAUUAAAACUGAUAAACAAGUGUUAGAACAACAAAUUAAUAAUACAAUGGCUCAAUUACAGACAUCACAAUUGGAAUGUCAAAUAUUGAAAAAUGAAGGGGAAAUCGAAGGUGCAGAUAAUAUACGAAAACGAUUGAAUGAACAACUAUUGAAACAGCAUGAAGCAUUUAAGCAAAAUUUAAUUUCAGAUGUCAAAGCACAUGAAUUUGAAAAAGAAAAUCAACAACUUAAGACACAUAUUAUUAAUCUUCAAUCAGAAAUAUAUGGAUCACGUUUAGCAGCUAAAUAUCUUGAUAAAGAAUUAGCUGGAAGAAUUCAACAGAUCCAACUACUCGGUCGUGACUUGCGUGGACCUAAUCAUGAAAAUUUAUGGAAUCAACUUGAAGCUGAAAUUCAUUUGCAGCGUCAUAAAACUGUUAUACGGGCAUGUCGUGGACGAGAAAAAGUCAAUAAGCCACUAACUUUACCGCCGACUAAUGAUAUUAGUACAGUGAAAAAACGGCACGGCGUCGGCGAAUUACGUACAGUUGAACUUCAUAAAGAUGCAAACGAAGCACUAGGCAUAUCGAUCACAGGCGGUAAAGAACAUGGUUUACCUAUUCUUAUAUCAGAAAUUCAUGAAGGCGGGCUAGUAUGGCGAUCGGGACAAAUUUUCGUCGGGGAUUCUAUAUUAACUGUGAAUAAAUAUGAUCUACGUGAUAUAAAACAUGUUGAUGCUGUUCAUAUUCUUUCAUCUAUUAAAGGUGAUAUUACCAUGACAGUUGUAUUUGUUGCACCUGACGAUAGUGAUGAUGAUGAUUUAUCAAUUUGCGAUGAACAUAGUCAUUUGAAAUAUAAGUUUUUUACAGACGAAACUGAAAAUAGUCCGAAACAUAAAGAUAUCGAUUCAAUUAAAGAUUUAAGCAUAUCGAAUGGCAAUAGCGAAAAGCAUUUACGAGAACAAGCUGAAGAAACAGAUACUACAAGUAUUGAGAGUAAUCAUAGAUAUGUUCCGCCUGUAAUUAACAAAUAUGUUAAAUAUACACGUCAAAAAUUACCUACGAAACGUACAAAUUCGAAAGAUUGA